GGACAUUAUUUAUUGAACAAUAAAUAUGUGCCAAACAUUUGUAUUUCUGUUAUCUUUAACACUCAGAACUACCAGAUAAGAUAAAUACUAUAUUUUUGAAGGUGAGGAUAGAAGCACGGAGAAGGGUAAAUUGGGCUAAGACCACACAGUAAGAAAGAAUGUAUUUCCAUACUCCAUUUUUACAAGGACAUUUAUAUGUUGAUAUGGAUCCAUAGGGUCUUUGUUUUGUUUUUGUCUUUCAACAAGAAUCACUAAUCCAGAGCCGCUUUUGUUUUUUCGCUGUAAAAAUGACAAUUACAUUUGGAAAUUUUGGAGAAGUGACAAAAGAUAAAUCACCCCAUAAUCACACGCUUACAACCGUCCCCCCUACCAUAUUACUUUGAAAUAAUUCCUUCUAGUCUCUUUUUGCACCCUCCUAGUCCAUUUAAUAGGCCAAAUGAAUUGACAGGCCAAAGAACAGGCAGUGCAGUAAACAUAAUACUAGCUAGUUGAAAAGGGUCGCGCGGUGGGGGGCAGGGGGUCGGAAAUCCUACACCCAUGGCAAACAAAGAAAAAUGAAGAGAUACAAACCCCUAUUUGAAGAAUGAGGCCAUUCACUGGGGGUGAGGUUAGUGGAGUUGGGCAGAUUGAAAGGCUAGAUCUUUAAAAUGACUGCAUCUGUAAUGUGUCCGUUGGAAAACGCAGUAAUAAAAGAUGUGGGGAAGGGUAUGCCUAAAUAUUUUCUAUUUGAAAACCAUUUGUGACUAUGACUAUAAAAUCCAAGUGCAAUUUAAGAAGGUGGUCAACUUUAAGUAUUGACUAUUAAUACCUUUCCUGACCACCUACCGAUUUGAUUCUGGAGACUGUAAUCUACUCACAGGAGAUUAUGCCUGGUAGAAAUCUCUUCGGGAGACCACACAACUAAGAAGCAGGGGUACUUUAUUAGCCGAAUAACACCUUUUGACUUUUUACACCAGUUCUCCCCUCUACCUUCCUGUAUUAACAGUUUUACCUCUACAGGGACUCAGGGUGGGAGGCCUAUCAGAACCCAGAGAAGAGUCGGUGCGAUGGGCAACUGGGGAACUCCGGCGCACAUCUUGCCCCAGGGGGGACAGUAUCGUCUUGCAGUCGUUGCCACAACGCUACGCUGGUGCCCGGUAACGACACUCUCCGCGCCACACCCAGCGCCAGCCUCUUGGAUCCCCAGGAAGACCAGGGCCGAGCGACAAACACGCAGCACACGCGAACGCCAAACGCUUCCCAGAAAGCUGUGCGCGAGCCUACAACUCCCAUGAUGCUACGCCGGGAACUGCCCGGCUCCUCGCAGGAAAUAGGCAGCUCACCCUGCCACCUGUGCACACAUUUUUCUUCAAUGUAUAGUUCCUCGGCGCGCCUCUGGCCUUUUCCCGGAGCUCUUCAAUCCCAGAAGCUAUAGCACAACGGCUGAAUCGCCAGGACCCCCGGGGAGGCGUGACUUCAGAACCGGAAGAAGCUCCUGUUGCCAAGGGAACGGUGCCUGCCAAGGCGCCUGCUCAGCGACUGAUGCACAGACUGCUGCAGAGGCUGCCGGUUUUCCCAAGUUCUAGAGACGGCUUUGCUCAUUACCAGGCAUCCUUCCCAUGUAGGCAUCGAGAAGAAGGCUGAGGGACCCUCGCACCAGAUUUCCAUCCCGGAGACCGAUACGAGUGCGUCCAUUCCUGUUGCCAGCUCCUGCGCCCUCCGGACUAACCUCAAAAACCAGAAAAACUGCCUGCUCUUCUAAAUUGUGUGUCCCAAAAUAUUUCAUUAACAAGUAUCAAGUGAUAAUCCAUGGAAAAGUGAUGGAAAGUCACAAUACAAGCUGGUUUGUAAAUAUUUGAAUCACAUUAUGGGAUUGCUAGACAGACUUUCAGUCUUCCUUGGCCUGAAGAAGAAGGAGGUUCAUGUUUUGUGCCUUGGGCUAGAUAAUAGUGGCAAAACGACGAUCAUUAACAAACUUAAACCUUCAAAUGCUCAAUCUCAAAAUAUCCUUCCAACAAUAGGAUUCAGCAUAGAGAAAUUCAAAUCAUCCAGUUUGUCAUUUACAGUGUUUGACAUGUCAGGUCAAGGAAGAUACAGAAAUCUCUGGGAACACUAUUAUAAAGAAGGCCAAGCUAUUAUUUUUGUCAUUGAUAGUAGUGAUAGAUUAAGAAUGGUUGUGGCCAAAGAAGAACUCGAUACUCUUCUGAAUCAUCCAGAUAUUAAACACCGUCGAAUUCCAAUCUUAUUCUUUGCAAAUAAAAUGGAUCUUAGAGAUGCAGUGACAUCUGUAAAAGUGUCUCAGUUGCUGUGUUUAGAGAACAUCAAAGAUAAACCCUGGCAUAUUUGUGCUAGUGAUGCCAUAAAAGGAGAAGGCUUGCAAGAAGGUGUAGACUGGCUUCAAGAUCAGAUCCAGACUGUGAAGACAUGAAAAGAUAAUAGUUGGAAACCUCAGCAAUUUUCAAUUCAAGGAAUCUAUCUAAGGCAAAUAGAAUACUUUACAUUUUGUAAAAGAUGUUUAUGCAUCAAAAAAUAUAAUUUUCUGCUUGCAUUUAUGGACUCUGACCUUUUUAAGAACAUAGGACUUCAGGUAUGCUAAUUUGGCCAUUAAUUAUUUAAAAACUAAAUAUUCCCUCAAAAGGGCUCCCUAGAAUUAUCAACUUCUUAGUGAAGGUCUACAUUUGAUUGUAUGUAGAAUGUUUAAAAGUCAGUUAUAAGCCAUCUCAUCCCAUCAUAAUUUAUGAUAUGUUUAAUAUAUUUUAUUUUUUAAUUGUCUUUUUAAAAAAUUUAGUUUAUGACUUUGCAGUAUGAAUUGUGCUUGUGAAAAAGAACUUUAAAUAUUUAUAAGGGACCAUGGGUAAUUAAUAUAUAUUCAAUUUUUACUAUGUGUCACUGUCAAUAAAAUGUAAAAUAUAAUGUGCCAACUGGUGUGCUUUGUUUAUGCUGAAAAGAAUAAUGCUCUGUUAGUAUGGUAUUUCGUGUCAUACUGUCAAGCAUUUGUAAACCAUCUGAGACUAAGUUAAGCUGAAUUUAUUUAUUCAGUGUAUGUUGAACAUCUCUACACCAACUAGUCAGACAUAGUCCUAGGCAAUGAUGUUACGAGGUAAAUAAGACAUAUCCUUAUCUUCAGAGAACUUAAAAUUUAAUGAGGGAUAAUUUGAGAACCUUUCCAUGGAUAGUAUCUAAUUUUAUUUCAUUGGCUGAAUGAAAAUAUUGCAUCUUCAGAUUAAGAGGUAUAAAGUAAAUUAAUAUUUGACUGUUCAGUAAUCAUUACUGACAUCUUGUUUUUCCCUUUUAAAUGCCUCCAAUUUACCAUAGCACUUUGUUAAAAUAAAUUGUGACUUUUAACUUUUUCAUGAACAUAACUGCUACAUAAAUGUUCUUUAGAAUUUUAGACAUAUCUCAGGCACACAAAUUAUUAGUUCUCACAAAUUAGAGAACACUUAUAAUUGUGAACUCUAAAUAGAAACCUUCAUUUUAAUCACUGAGCAACAGUAUAUAGAGCAAUAUUGUUUAUCCUGAUAAACAUUGCUUAUAAAGAAAAACUGUAAUAUACAAUAUAUACCAUCUCAAGUAUGCUUAGCUUUGAAAAUGAUGAAAAUAGAAGGCAAACGUAAGUGAGUAAUAAAGAUGUUAUAGUAACUGCAGUAGUGGUACAUGUUUCACAAAGAUUUUGAUAAAAGCACAUAAAGCUACAAUAAAAGUUCUAUAUUGCAGUUUCUUAUAGUCCAGAAAUAGCAGUGAUUUGGCAUUUGGCAAAUUGAAAGUUACCCAGAAAAUUCCAAUGGCUCAGCAUCUUAGCUAGUUUACCAUCUCUCUUGUAAAUUGUUUUAGAGGAUACAAAAUGAAAAUCUCAUUAAUCUAAAGUUGCUGCAGAUAUAGGAAGGACAUAAGGAUGGAAACAAUGAAUGUAAUUUUUUAAAAAACUGAUAUGCUACAACUAUUUUAGGAUGGAGAAAGAAUUGAUUGAGAAUUGAAAUCCUCACUCACUUACCAUAAGGUAGUAAUAAAAUUAAUAAUAGUUACUACUAUAUGAUCAUUAUAUUAUAAGCAGGUAUUACACAUACAGAAUUUUCAUCAUUUAAUCCUCCCAAUAAGCCUAUGUGGCAGGUUUUAUUAUUUCCAUUUUAUAGAUCAGUAAACUGAGGCGUUAAAAUGUUAUGUAAUUUGCCAAAGUUCAAAAAGCUGGUAAGUCUGGUACUAGGAUUCAGUACCAAGCAGUCUGUUUUAAGACAGAUGAUUCAAGAGUAUGAUAGAUAUUAGAAAUACAGAUAUAUCUGCCAGAAUAACAAUUAAAAUGAUAGAAAAGGCUCUUACUUGGGACAGCAACCAGGACAGGGAUGGUAGAGGGAAGGUCAGAGACUAGAGACUGCUCUUUGCUUUUUUUGUUUUCUUUUUUUUUCUUUUAAAGCUAUUAACACUACUCAAAUUUUAAACUCUGGAUACAAAUGACUUUGAUAAAAGUCCUUAAAACUAUUUUGACAUUAAAUUAUUUGGUAUUCCACAAACUACACUAGCUCAUACCUAUGCAAAUAUUUAGAAGAAGGAGAAGUACCCUUUUUCUUUGUUUUCAUGAUCUCCAAAAUCUAGUUUUUAGUCUAUAAACAUCCAUCCCUACUCCACAUUUUCAUGUAAAGAUUAUGUAGAAGUAAGUUGGGCAACAGUGUAGUCACAGGAUGUCAUAUUAAGUGUGAAUAAGCUGAGAUUAUUGCAUUUGUAUUUAGCAUAUUAUACAAUUAAAAUGUAUUUUAUUAAAGCUGAAGCAAGUUUUCUUUCAUGUCUAGACAUCAGUGUGUUACAGAGUUUAAUUCAUUAAGCUCUGUAUUUGAAUAUAACAGCUUGUAAAAAUGUUUGAAACUUAUCCUCUUGUAUGUUAGAUAUUUAAAUAUUUGUAUAUGGCACUAUUCAGCCUGUGCUUUAUAAAUCACAAAAGAGCUGGGUUUUAUAUGUUUGUUUUUUAUUUCUAAGUUCUCUGUGAAAAAGUUACAAAUUGUCUCCUUAAGAUAUUUUUUCUUUGUAAUUUUUUUAUAUCAUGUUGUGAUUUUCAUAAAUAUGUGCAGUUACUCUUGAUAAUACUUGUCUUAUUCAUUUCAGGUUGCUAUAACAAAGUACCAUAGACUGGGUGGCUUAUAAACGACAGAAAUUUAUUUCUUACAGCUCUGGAGCUGGAAGUCUGAGAUCAGAUUACCAGCAUGGUUGGGUUCUGGUGAGAGCUGUCUUGGUUGCAGACUGCCAUCUUCUUGUAUCCUCACAUGGCCAAAAGAGGGCAAGAGAACUCUCUGGAGUCUGUUUGAUAAGAGCAUGAAUCCCAUUACAUCUUCACAUGGCUCCUCCCAAAGACCCCACCUCCUAAUAUCAUCACAUAUCAUCACAUAGGGGGUUAGAAUUUCAACAUAGAAAUUUUCGGAGAACACAAACAUUCAGUCAGUUGCAAUACUUAAGGCAAAUUCAUCUUGCUUAUAACUCUGGUGCAUGUGCAUUAAAAUACUAUUGCAUUGUAA
This is a messenger RNA of Gorilla gorilla gorilla (western lowland gorilla), 5477 nucleotides long. It is a transcript of the gene ARL6, whose product is annotated as ARF like GTPase 6. The transcript has 9 exons. The coding region runs from base 1847 to 2407 and encodes 186 amino acids. NCBI's taxonomy places the organism in Eukaryota, Metazoa, Chordata, Mammalia, Primates, Hominidae. Gene Ontology annotation, molecular function: GTP binding; GTPase activity. The record is from RefSeq and is a predicted model, not a curated record.